GCGACUUCGUUUUGCUUCUUUCAGCGGCUGACUGCGCAGUGGCUUGCUAGCGAUUUCGAACGGGAUAGCGUCAUUUUGUGUGAACUACAAACGGGCCUGUAGAGGUUUUCGAUAUUUCCCCACGGCAGAUAAUGGCUGAUACAAAUCCCAAGUCCGUGCAAGACUUCACAAAUGUGGUCCAAACCUUGCUGCAACAAAUGCAAGACAAGUUCCAGACCAUGUCAGACCAGAUCAUCGGAAGGAUUGAUGAGAUGAGCACAAGGAUUGAUGACUUGGAGAAGAACAUUGCAGACCUGAUGACCCAGGCAGGCGUAGAAGAAAAUGGGGCAACGCCUGAAAAGCCGAAAGAAGGUCAAGGCUCCUCAUGAAGGCAAGACAUUUUGUCCAUUCUGCUUAGCUGCAUCUGAUCUUCCCAGGUCCAGAGACAAAACAGCCUGAUCCUAUGUACUGGAGCAGCAAAAUUCCAAUCCUGAAAAUGACAUUGACUUGUGUGAUGUUUUUUUUAAUAUAUAUAUUAACUGUUGUGACAAAUGGUUGUAUUGAUGUAAAGACAAGUGGAAUGUUAUUUGUAAGACAGAAAAGUGUGUUUUGCCCUUUAGAACUUUAGUAGUGCAAGAAUACAAAGGGGGUUUGUGCACUGACAGGGAUGUUGUCCUAUAUCAUAAUAGAUUCUUGUCAAAUGAAAUGCUGGCUGAUUGAGACACUGUUGCCCAGGCCUGUCAUGACUACAGAGCCACCGGAAAGUAUUCACACCCCUUCACUUCAUCCACAUUUUGCUACGUUAGACUUAUUCUAAAGCUGAUAUGAGUAUAGUUUUAUUUAAAAAAAAAAAAAAAAAAGAAAUAAAAUAUCCCAUAAUGACAAAGUAAAAAAAAAAAAUGUAGACAGUUGUGCAAAUUUAUUGAAAAUUUAAACAUAGCUAUAUAAGUAUCCACCCCCUUGGCUUAAUAUUUUGUUGAAGCAAUCACAGACUCAAGUCCACUUGGGUAUGUCUCUACGAGCUUGAAACACCCGUUUUGGGGCAUUUUCUCAAAUUCUUCUCUGCAGAUCCUCUCAAGGUCACUCAGGGUGGAUAGGCGGUGUCGGUGGACAGCCAUUUUUAGGUCUUUCCAGAGAUGUUCGAUUGGAUUCAAGUCUGGGCUGCUCCCGAAGCCACUCCAAUGUUAUCUUGGCCGUGUCCUUUGGGCCAUUGUCGUGUUGGAAGGUGAAUAAACACUCACUCUAGUCUCUAGAGCAAGUUGUCAAAUUUCUCUGUAUUUGGCAGUGGUCUUACUCUCUGUGCGGACUAGUUGCCCAUUUCCUGCAGCAGAUAAACGGCUCCACAGUAGGGAUGGUGUUAGGCAGGUGAUGAGCGGUGUCUCUUCUUCUCCAGAUAUGAUUCUUGCAAUUGAGGCCAAAAAGUUCUAUUUUGGUUUCAUCGGACCAGAGAAUUUUAUUUCUGAGGGUCUGAGAAUCCUUAAGGUGCCUUUUGGCGGGCUGCCAUGUGCCUUUUAGUUAGAAGUGGCUUCCGUCUGGCCAUUCUACCAUAAAGGCCUGAUUGGUGGAGUGCGGCGUCACUGAUGGUGUAGCGGUACACUCGCCUGACGUCGGUGCGGGCAGCGUGGGUUCAGUUCCCACUCGGUGACGGUGCGAAUGGUUGUCCGCGUCCAUAUGUGCCCUGCGACUGACAAGUGACCAGUUCAGGGUGAAGUCCGCCGGGAUAGGCUCCAGUGCCCAGUGACCCUAACCAGGAUAAGCAGUGUUGAAAAUGGAUGGAUGGAUGAUGGAGCGCGUUAGCUGGUUCUAUCUCCGCAAGGGAACACUGGCGCUCCGAGCGCCUUAGUGACCAGAGGGUUCUUGUUCACCGCUGUGACCAAGGCCCUUCUUUCCCGGUUACUCAGCUCGGUCGGACGGCCAGAUCUAGGAAGGGUCCCGGUGGUUCCAACUUCCGUUUUCGAGCAAUUGAGAACACAGUGCUUUUUGCUACCUUCAAUGUUGCUGAAAUUCUUUUGUAUCCUUCCUCAGAUUUGUGCCUUGACACAAUCCAGUCUCAGAGGUCUGCAGACAGUUCGAAUCCAUUGCUAGGUUUCCGCUCUGAUAUGCACUGCCAAUUGAGACCUUAUAUAGACAGGUGUGCGCCAUUCCAAAUGACGUUCAAUCAACUGAAUAGACGACAGGUGGACUCCAGUUUCAGAAGCAUUUCACGGAUGAUCAGUGGAAAACAGAUGCACCUGAGCUUAAAUGUGAGUGUCAUAGCAAAGAUGUGAAUACUUAUAUACCCGUUUGGAUGUUUACAUUUACAGAAAUGUCUGAAAAUGUUUUUACUUUGCCGUCAUGGGAUAUUUUCUGGAAUUUUUUUUCAAAGAAACUGACUCAAAUCACCUUGAUAAAAACUAACAGCAAAGUGUGGAAAACAUGAAGAGGUGUGAAUACUUUCUGGUGGCACUGUAUGACUUUGCAGGCUAAUCGAAUUGACAGCUGACACCUGCAUUUUUUGACAGGCGCUGUUCAUGAGCCGUGAGAUGCAUUCCUCUUCACAUAUUUUCUAUAAAAUAUUUAAUAAAAUGCUGUUGAAUUACAUAGAACAUAUUUGGUGCUAGGUGCUUUUAAAGACGAUCAGGUGGUGCUUUUUGUAAACUAUUUUACAAUGCAAAUAACUGCAUGGUACAUGUUCUCUGUACAGUAGAGGCAAUCCAAAUAAACUGGGUGUUUAAUUGAAAGACACUUGGCAUUUCAAUGCAUAGCAGGAACCUUUAUUCAAAUAAAAAACAACACUAAUCUAAGUGUCAAACAAAGCAAACCUGUUGGAAAGAAAAGACCUUGAUCAUGUCAACACAGUGCUUGUAAAAUAACAAUAGCAUGAGAACAUGUUAUAAAUGGAACAGUUUACAU
Messenger RNA from Phycodurus eques (leafy seadragon), 2871 nucleotides. It is a transcript of the gene hsbp1b, whose product is annotated as heat shock factor binding protein 1b. The transcript is spliced from 4 exons. Gene Ontology annotation, cellular component: cytosol; nucleus. Gene Ontology annotation, molecular function: transcription corepressor activity. The coding region runs from base 132 to 368 and encodes 78 amino acids. NCBI's taxonomy places the organism in Eukaryota, Metazoa, Chordata, Actinopteri, Syngnathiformes, Syngnathidae. The record is from RefSeq and is a predicted model, not a curated record. Gene Ontology annotation, biological process: cellular heat acclimation.